AUGGAAAUAUUCACAUACGCUCCAAAUUGGGCUGCAAUUGAAAGAAGAAAGGAAAUGAAAAUGACACAGGCAGAGGAAAGGGCACAAAGGCUGCCCCUGCAUAAUGACAGAUUCCACUACAAAAAAGAAAGCAAGAACAAAGUAGAGGAUGUUCUCUGCAGUAUUUGUAAAAAGGAAGACCACCUACCAGCAAUGUGUCCAGAGAGAAAGGUGGAGGUAAAGGAGAAAAAGGAAGACAACAUAUACACGCCUAUGUUCCAAUUUACACCCACCACAGUUAGACUUACAAAUGUUCCUGUUGACACAGUCAAGGGCGAGAUCCGGGAGAUACUUAUAUCCAACAAUGUACAGUAUGAUCUUCUUAUUAUGGUGACGGAUAAGCAGAAUAGGGAGGACUUCAAGGGAACAGUUUAUAUUGAGCUGCCAACUGAAGGAAUGGCAGACAGGUGUGUGGCCCUAUUUGAUAGAAUGAAAAUGGGCGUGCAGAUUGUCAGUGCAUGCACUGUAGAAGGAAGGCAAAGGGCAUAG
Molecule: messenger RNA, 528 nt
Organism: Nematocida ausubeli
Lineage: Eukaryota; Fungi; Microsporidia
Exons: 1
Coding region: 1-528 (175 amino acids)
Molecular function (GO): nucleic acid binding
Source: RefSeq, a predicted model, not a curated record